Dictyostelium purpureum is the source of this 765-nucleotide messenger RNA. RefSeq lists its product as uncharacterized. The transcript has a single exon. Bases 6 to 722 code for a protein of 238 amino acids. NCBI's taxonomy places the organism in Eukaryota, Evosea, Eumycetozoa, Dictyosteliales, Dictyosteliaceae. The record is from RefSeq and is a predicted model, not a curated record.
UCAUAAUGUCAGGAAAAAAAGUUUGUGUUGUUAUUGGUGUUGGUAAAGGAAUUGGUUCAUCAGUUGCUAAAAAAUUCGCCAAAGAAGGUUUCUUAGUUGCCUUAUGCUCAAGAAAUAAAGAAAAAUUAGAGCCAUUCGUUAAAGAAAUUACACAAGAAAAAGGUGAAGCAUUUUCAGUAGCAUUCGAUACAACCGAUGAAAAAUCAGUAAGUGAAGGUUUCAAAGAGAUCAAAGAUAAAAUCCAAAAUCGUCCAAUUGAUGUUUUAGUAUAUAAUGCCUCAUCACCAUUCAAGUUUGCACCAGUUCAAAAUAUUGUACCAAGUGAAUUUGAACAAUCAUUCAAAGCAACAUGUUUAGGUGCCCUUUUAUCAACUCAACAAGUUUUACCAUCAAUGCUUGAAAAUAAUAAAGGUACUAUCAUUUUUACUGGUGCUACUGCCUCAUUAAGGGGAGGUGCUAAUUUCGGUCAAUUUGCCAGUGGAAAAGCUGCUUUAAGAUCAUUGGCUCAAUCCUUAGCCAGAGAAGCCCAUCCAAAGGGUGUACACAUUUCCCAUGUUAUCAUUGAUGGUUUAGUUGAUAUCAACCGUGACUAUUCAAGCAGACCAAAAGAAACAUUUAUCGAUCCAGAUGAAGUUGCUAAAACAUAUUUCCAUUUACACGAUCAACACCCAAGUGCAUGGACCCACGAAUUAGAAGUUAGACCAUAUCUCGAAAAAUUCUAAAAAAAAAGGAUAAUAAUAAAAAAUUCAUGUAAUAUUUUAAAAU